GCAUCAUCUCUACAAGUAUCAUGACGGGCGUACAUCUGUUCGCCGUCGUCCCCAGAGCACACCUCCAAGGGAGGAGGGAGAAAGUGUUUGAAUGCUGGAGGAUGCUGGGUGCGAUGAGACAGAGGUUUUUGAAGUUGGGGGCUCCUCCCGCCAACCUUUUGCCCCCCGGGGGGUCCCCAGCCCUUGGCCACACGGCGCCUUUCGGCCGCGUGCCGGCGCACACUCUCCGCAAGGCACGUCACGGGAACGCGGGGCGCUGCGCGCGCAGGUCCGGUGCAAACUUUCUGCAAGUGCAACUUGGGCAUCCCCGGGGAGGAGGGAACGCAGGACUCCUGGCGAGGAGGGGGCGCGAAGCGAAAGCGAAUGCGGCCGCGAGCACGGGGGCGGAUCCCCGCUGGGCAGAGGGCCUGAAAGGGAGCCAAUCGGGCAGCUGCGGCUGCUGCCAAUCACGCGGCUCCCUCCAAUCCCACCCGUGCCAUUUCCAAAAUCUCGGUCCCACUGUGCAGCUCAAAUGUGGUGUUCACUCUGCCAAUCGCUGGAGGACAGAGUGAGAACAGGAAUAAGCAGAGUUAGGAGACCAGGACAAAGAAGUUAAAGAGCGCCUAAUAUAUACAUGUUUUUGAAGGCGGGCAGAGAAAAAGUACCCCCAGAGAGGAUCUAUGGGUCUGAUUGUGUAGUUCUGAUGGAGCCCCCUUUGAGCAAGAGGAACCCGCCAGCGCUGAGAUUAGCGGAUUUGGCAACGGCUCAGGCCGGGCCGCUUCAGAAUAUGACAGGCUUCCCGGCGCUGGCCAGCCCGCCCGCCCACUCCCAACUCCGCGCCGCUGCCGCGCACCUCCGCCCUCGGGAUCAGGGCGCUGACCCCGGCGUGGCCAUCACUCCGCUCGCACCCGAGCACAUGGCCCAAGCGAGCGCGCUCGGCCUCAGCCCUCUCUCCCAGGGGCUGCCGGCACAGUCCGGGGGCCUGGCGGCCGCCGCCCGCGCUGCAGCCUCGGUCGCGCACCCCGGCGGCGACACCUACCCCGGCGGCGGGGGCAGCAGCAGAGCGCAGCCCUCCGCGCCCCCGCCCCCAGCCCCUCCUCUUCCUCCCUCCCCAUCACCCCCUCCCCCUCCCCCUCCCCCUCCCCCUCCUCCUCCUCCUGCCCUCUCGGGCUACACCACCACCAACAGUGGCGGCGGCGGCAGCAGCGGCAAAGGCCACAGCAGGGACUUCGUCCUCCGGAGGGACCUUUCCGCCACGGCCCCCGCGGCGGCCAUGCACGGGGCCCCGCUCGGAGGGGAGCAGCAGUCCGGCACCGGCUCCCCCCAGCACUCGGCCCCGCCUCCCCACUCGGCCGGCAUGUUCAUCUCGGCCAGCGGCACCUACGCGGGCCCGGACGGCAGCGGCGGCGGGGGCCCGGCGCUCUUCCCCGCGCUGCACGACACGCCAGGAGCCCCCGGCGGCCACCCGCACCCGCUCAACGGCCAGAUGCGCCUGGGGCUGGCGGCGGCGGCGGCAGCCGCGGCGGCCGAGCUGUACGGCCGCGCCGAGCCGCCCUUCGCACCGCGCUCCGGGGAUGCUCACUACGGGGCGGUGGCGGCCGCUGCAGCAGCCGCCUUGCACGGCUACGGAGCCGUGAACUUAAACCUGAACCUGGCGGCGGCAGCCGCGGCGGCGGCGGCCGGACCGGGGCCCCACCUGCAACACCACGCGCCGCCCCCGGCGCCGCCGCCGCCGCCGGCGCCCGCGCAGCACCCGCACCAGCACCACCCCCACCUCCCAGGGGCGGCCGGGGCCUUCCUGCGCUACAUGCGGCAGCCAAUCAAGCAGGAGCUCAUCUGCAAGUGGAUCGACCCCGACGAGCUGGCCGGGCAGCCGCCACCGCCGCCACCGCCCCCGGCCGGCGGCGCCAAGCCCUGCUCCAAAACUUUCGGCACCAUGCACGAGCUGGUGAACCACGUCACGGUGGAGCACGUGGGUGGCCCCGAGCAAAGCAGCCACGUCUGCUUCUGGGAGGACUGUCCGCGCGAGGGCAAGCCCUUCAAGGCCAAAUACAAGCUCAUCAACCACAUCCGCGUGCACACCGGCGAGAAGCCCUUUCCCUGCCCCUUCCCGGGCUGCGGCAAGGUCUUCGCGCGCUCGGAGAACCUCAAGAUCCACAAGCGCACUCAUACAGGGGAAAAGCCUUUCAAAUGUGAGUUUGAUGGCUGCGACAGGAAGUUUGCCAACAGCAGUGAUCGAAAGAAACAUUCCCAUGUCCACACCAGCGACAAGCCCUACUACUGCAAGAUUCGAGGCUGUGACAAAUCCUACACUCACCCGAGCUCUCUAAGGAAGCACAUGAAGAUUCACUGCAAGUCCCCACCACCGUCUCCAGGCGCCCUGGGUUACUCAUCAGUGGGGACUCCAGUGGGUGCCCCCUUGUCCCCUGUGCUGGACCCAACCAGGAGUCGCUCUAGCACUCUCUCCCCUCAGGUGACCAACCUCAAUGAGUGGUACGUUUGCCAGGCCAGUGGGGCCCCCAGCCACCUCCACACACCUUCCAGCAACGGAACCACUUCCGAGUCUGAAGAUGAGGAGAUGUACGGGAACUCUGAAGUUGUGCGGACGAUACAUUAGAAUUUAUUAGUCAUAAUAAUAAGUAAAAUCAGAAGUGGGAGUCCUUGGACCAUAUCCUAACCUGAGACAAUGCUGAGCCUGAGACAAACCCGUGACUCAGACUUGCCACCGGGUCUAAUGAGCCCUAUUUAUUCAGUAUGAAACCCUAUGGUGUUUGUACAUUUAAUUAAUUUAAUUAAGAUAUUUGGGCUUUUUUUCCCCUUAGAAAACAAACAAAACAACAACCAAGCUGGACUUGUAUGUUGCAGGGGGACAGGGCUGGGAGCAAAUUGUACCAAGGAAAAUGAAUGGAGAGAUUAGCUAAUCAAGAUACAUACUAACGAUGCAAUAUAUAUAUUUUUUAGAAGGGAAGAGAAAGAGCAUUAAGUCAGAACUCGACACAGCAACAAGGCCCUCUGCAUUUCUUGGAGUGCCUCGAGAAUGCCUUUGACACCAUAACGUGGGCUUCUUUGGACCCACUUUGCCUCCUCCUCGGGCCCUAUUUCUGCAAAGGCCUCUUGAUUGUAAACCACACACUUGCUGCAUGGCCAACAGAUCUUGGACUGUACCUGUGUCCAAAAAUAUUUGUAAAAACCCUUUAAGUUCUAAUACUUGUAAUUUUUAAUUUCCACUCUUUUAUUACUGAUCUCAUCUUAACACAAUAUUUUUAUACAGGAUUAUUUCUUCAUUACCCUGCUUGUAUGAUGAGAAAAAAAAAUAAUGAUGCAGCAACCUUCAUACGUCUCCAUGUAUUGUGCUACCUGUGAUUGUUCAAGCAAAAGUGGAGAGAAGAAAAGGCUGCUGCGAUAGACAACUGUGAAACUGUGAUAUUUUAUAAAAUAGAAGAAAUCAAGUGCUUUCUUCUUCCUCUAUGGUAUUUUUUUUUGUUUUAAUCUGAAAUCUCAGAUGCUGCCUCUUUGCUACGUCCAUGUUUUAGAUCUUAAGUUUUUUGGGAUGCCAAAAUUAACAGGCAAGUCUAAGGAGGUGGGAUGUUGGCAACAUGCCGAUUUUUUUUUGGAAAGCUGUUGUUUUUAAAACAGGCCAACCCUUCUCUUAUACUGUUGUAUCAACCUUUUAAAAAGUCUUUAUUUUUCAUUACCUGAAACUGCAUUUUAAUGCAUUUUCUUCCACCUGAGCACUGAGCACACCGAACGCUAUCCCAUUUGAAAAUGACAGUGUGUGAAGUGUAUGAUUUACAUUAAAAGAGGGGAGGGAGUUGCUAUACAUAUUAAAAUUUUUAAAAGGUUUAUAGUUACCACCAAACACUGAUGAAUGUGUGACCUUUGCCAGAGCUGUCAAGCUAGGAUGAAAAAGGUCAGGGACCCAGGACAAUAACUCUUAGUCAAUUUAUUUUCGGUUGGUACAACACAUCUUGUGUGCAAAAUGUAGUCCAUCAUAAACAUCAUACCAAUAUACUAAAGAGCACUAAUUUAUCCUCAGAGACCCUGAAGACUCCCCUCCCCAGGGUUUGUAGAAAUUUGUUUUAUAUGCUGUGAGUGGGUGAUGGAGUCUUGUCAUUGUUAAUAAUUUGUAUGUGAACACUAUUAUUUGUACAGUUGAAUUAAUUUAUUUUCAGACAUCAUCCCUUUUUUUUUUCCUGGAAGAGUUCAAAGCACACCAAAGAAUUAUACGUUUUGGUGAAAGAUUGUCGUUUAUGAUCCACGGUUUAUUUAAAAAAAAAAGGAAAGGAAAUGGGAAAAUAUAUUUUUAAGCUUACUUGAAUGAACAACGUAAUGUGAAAACCAGGACUCUUCCUGCAUGUCUUUUUUGCAUUGUGUUGACGAGAUGAUAUAUAGUUUAUAGAUAUAUUAUAUUACUAGUACAGUGCAUGGUGCUGUCACUUUGAAAGCCUUUCAAUGUUGUCUUCAGAUUGUUACGGUGAAUAUGAAACAUGCAGACCCCUCCUUUAUAAAGAAAAAGACCAUAAAACUUGAAUAUAAAAUAAUUCUACAUUUUUAAAGUUUAUUUGAUUUUCAUAUUAUUCACUUUCAAAGCUAUUUCAAAUAGACAAAAUAAGAUAAGGUAUAACUUUGGGGGGAUAAUUUAUGUAUCGUAAACUUAUUAGAACAAAAUAUUCCUGAUUUAUAAUGAGUUGUUUUAUUUAUACAACUUUUUCAAUGGUAGUUUGCACUAUUCUUUAUUAUGCUACAGGUUUAUUUAUUAUGAAACAAAGGAAUAUGUAUUUUAUGUAUUUUGCCAUGCAUAGGUUAACUCUCCGCCACAGAUUUAUUGGUUCCUGAUACACCUUAAAUAAAAACUUAAAAUGUGUACCUCCAAUAGAAAGAAAGCAAGAAUGAUUAUGAAGUGAAAACUUUAAUAAAGUUAUUCUUCCUAUGUA
Molecule: messenger RNA, 4913 nt
Organism: Equus caballus (horse)
Lineage: Eukaryota; Metazoa; Chordata; Mammalia; Perissodactyla; Equidae
Gene: ZIC5
Product: Zic family member 5
Biological process (GO): regulation of transcription by RNA polymerase II
Cellular component (GO): nucleus
Molecular function (GO): DNA-binding transcription factor activity, RNA polymerase II-specific; RNA polymerase II cis-regulatory region sequence-specific DNA binding
Source: RefSeq, a predicted model, not a curated record